Molecule: messenger RNA, 1101 nt
Organism: Aspergillus mulundensis
Lineage: Eukaryota; Fungi; Ascomycota; Eurotiomycetes; Eurotiales; Aspergillaceae
Product: ATG3/ATG10 family protein
Exons: 2
Coding region: 1-1101 (366 amino acids)
Biological process (GO): autophagosome assembly; nucleophagy; autophagy of mitochondrion
Cellular component (GO): cytoplasmic ubiquitin ligase complex; cytosol
Molecular function (GO): Atg8-family ligase activity
Source: RefSeq, a predicted model, not a curated record
AUGAACAUCCUCCACUCAACAUUAUCCACCUGGCGAGACCGGCUCGCCCCGGUCUCACGAACCUCCACCUUUCGCACCUCCGGCCAGAUCACACCUGAAGAAUUCGUCCUCGCCGGCGACUACCUCGUCUACAAGUUCCCGUCCUGGUCGUGGGGCGAUGCAUCAUCACCCUCAAAGCGAGUCUCGUACCUCCCUCCCGGAAAGCAGUUCCUGGUGACGCGCGGGGUACCCUGCCACCGACGGCUGAACGAGAACUUCGCGGGGGAUGCGCAUCUCGACGAUGAAAUUGUUAAGGACUAUCUGUCCGGUGGGGCGGGGGAUGCCAAUGGAGAUGGCGAUGAUAACGAUGGAUGGUUAAGGACGGGUGGGGGUGGAGAGCGCCAUGAAAGCACGAUUCGGGAUGUGAGGACGGUGGAUGAGUCCGGGAAGGAGGAGGCUGAGGUGGAGGAAGAAGAGGAGAUUCCGGAUAUGGAGGAUGACGACGAUGAGGAGGCUAUUAUCCGUGAGCCUGUGGGGGCAUCAAGCACCACUCAGCCUACCCGGACAUACAACCUAUACAUCACCUACGCCAACUUCUACCGGACACCCCGUCUCUACCUUUCUGGAUACCUCUCGCCAUCUGAGCCGCUGCCGCCCAGACUGAUGAUGGAGGACAUUGUCGGCGACUACAAGGACAAGACCGUGACGCUGGAGGACUUUCCCUGGUUCGACGGAAGUCUACAGAUGGCAAGCGUGCACCCCUGCCGCCACGCCUCGGUGAUGAAGACACUUUUGGACCGGGCCGAUGCAGCACUGAAACUCCGCCGCGAAAAGAUCAGGCAAGCCGCUGCAUCGGCCUCGCCGCAGGAACAAGCCAAGCUUGCUCAGCCGGAAAGCGGCCUAGAGGGCCUCGUUGACGACAUCAAGGGCCUUUCCCUCAGUGACGCCCAGAAGCAGGGACAGGGCGAUAAGGCGCAGGCGGGCGGAGACGAGUGGGAAGUUCUCCAGCAUGAUGAGGAAGACGAGGUCGCGAUCCGCGUGGACCAGUAUCUUGUUGUGUUCUUGAAGUUCAUUGCCAGUGUGACGCCGGGUAUCGAGCAUGAUUUCACUAUGGGGGUAUAA